AUGCUUAGAGGCAUCUUUCACAUUUGCCUCUUGGCACCAUUUCUUCUUCUAUCUUUCUCCUCCGCCGUAUCUGAUGGUGGCUUAACCGGCAGAGCCGAUGCUCCUCCUCCGUGGGACCACAAUAUUUCCACACCACCGGAAACCGCACCGUCCCCAACCCCCACCACGAGUCCUCCUACCGCCUCACCGCCAUCUCCCGCUCCCGCGGCUGCACAGUCUCCGAUCAACAACGGCUCCGUCUCCGGCGACAUGAGAUGGUGGUGCAACAUGACUCCACACGCUGAGACAUGCAGUUACUACUUCCGAAAGAGCCCAAACAACAACACUAACCGACCACCAAGGUUCCGGUCCGAAUUUCUACGGAUGUUGGUCCACAUAGCACUAGACCAAGCCGUCAUCACACACACCCAAACCGUAAAUUUCGGUCCAAGCUGCACCAACAAGCAACGGAAAGCCGCUUGGUCAGACUGCGUAGCGCUCUUCGAAAACACGGUAGCUCAGCUGAACAGAACGCUCAAGGGACUAAACCCUUCGGCUUCGGAUGAUGUAAAGUGUACGAACUUCGACGCUCAGACGUGGCUUAGCACGGCUCAGACCAACAUCGAGACGUGCCGUUCCGGCUCUGAGGAUCUUAACGUCUCGGAUUUCGUCAUGCCGGCGAUCUCCGACAAGAACUUGUCGGAUUUGAUUGGAAACUGCUUGGCUGUCAAUGGAGUUCUUAUGAAGCAACAUAAUCAUACGACUACUGCUAACCACAAAGAAUACUUCCCAAGCUGGGUCUCAAGAAACGAGAGACGAUUACUCGUAUCCCCCUCUUUAGCGAAAUCAAGAUCCCAUCUAGUCGUGGCUUUAGACAGGUCAGGUCAUUUCCGGUCGAUCCAAGCCGCAAUAAACUUCGCAGCUAGACGAAGAGUCAAGUCAAGAUUUGUUAUCUAUGUGAAGAAAGGUGUUUACAGAGAGAACAUUGAUGUUGGCAACGAUAACCACAACAUCAUGCUUGUUGGUGACGGCGAAAGAAAAACAAUCAUCACCAGUGGCCGAAGCGUCCAGCAUGGCUACACCACCUACAACUCCGCAACCGCCGGCUUUGGAGGCCAACGGUUUGUAGCAAAGGACCUGACAUUCAUCAACACGGCCGGGCCAUUACGCGGCCAAGCUGUGGCGGUUAGGUCAUCCUCUGACCUCUCUGUUUUCUACCGUGUCGGUAUCCAUGGAUUCCAAGACACGCUCUACAUUCACUCACAACGUCAGUUCUUUAGAGAAUGUUACAUUUCAGGAACCAUUGACUUCAUCUUCGGAAAUGCAGCUGUAGUGUUCCAGAACUGCAUGAUUCUUGUCCGAAAACCUCUCCAUGGCCAAGCCAACGUUAUAACCGCGCAAGGUCGCGGUGACCCUUUUCAGAACACAGGCAUAACCAUACAUAGCUCAAGGAUAAUCGCCGCUUCUGAUCUGAGACCUGUGAUUCGAGCUUACAAGACCUAUUUAGGCCGACCGUGGCAAGCGUAUUCGCGUGUCACGAUAUUGAAGACCUAUAUAGAUGAUUCGAUCAGUCCCUUGGGAUGGUCUCCUUGGUUAAGAGGAUCCAAUUUUGCUCUCAAUACGGUUUUCUAUGGAGAGUAUAAGAAUUUUGGACCGGGUGCUUCUACAAGAUGGCGAGUCCGGUGGAAGGGAUUCCAUGCCAUAAGCAGCGCCACGGUUGCUUCCCGGUUUACCGUGGGAAGCCUUAUCGCCGGCGGUUCAUGGUUGCCUGCCACUGGCGUGCCGUUCAAGACAGGGUUGUGA
Messenger RNA from Microthlaspi erraticum, 1782 nucleotides. Lineage: Eukaryota; Viridiplantae; Streptophyta; Magnoliopsida; Brassicales; Brassicaceae. The record is from the annotation of a GenBank genome assembly.